CUUUCCCAUGACUCCAUGGACAAUAGAAAGCCCUAGAAUACUUACCUCCCCAUAUUCUAAUAAAAAAUUACCACAGACCACGGAGAGUGGAGAGUCCCCCUCUCGUUCCCAUUUUUCCUACAGUACAGGCCCAACAGUUUCGGGAUUCUCUUUCUCUUCGAUAGCUCGAAUAGAGCAGCAGAGUCUCUUCUCCUCCUUUCAGUCUUCUCUUCCUACUGCUACCCUUAUUUUUACUAAUUACCUUUCCUUUUGCUCUUCGGCAUACUAAACUACUUGGUCGAAUCUGAAGUCAAUAAGGACAAUUUCAACUUCAGUUCUGCUUUUCUUUUGUCAAAAGUAUUACGAGGAAGAAUUCGAGCUAAUCUAUUUGAUCUUUUUUUUUUUUUUGGUUAUUCGUUGUGAAUAUUUUCCUGGGCUGUUUCUUUUCUCCAUUGUUUUUAUCAGAAUCUCUGGUGGGUUUUGGUUUAUUUAUUCUCCUCUAAGUGAAUUAAAGUCUGUUUUCCAUUCGAUCCCUGUCUUUAAACUUCUUCUGGUUCCUUUUCAUUUUCUAUCUCUCAAGUUAUUAUUUGGGGCGGCGAGUUUUUGGUGUAAAGGGAUGGGGGGCUCAAGGCAUAAUUUUCCUUCAUGGAUGAGCGCAGCGGCAUCAAGAGUCGAUUUCGACGGGAACGUUUCUUCGAUGUCUGACGCCAUGUUUAAAGAUAGGAGGGAAGUUUCUUCACCUCAAUCCAACAAUCCUAACACACUUCCCGAUGCCAAUUUGGGAUUCGGAGAGCGUGCCUUCUCUGCCGCUGGUGCUGCCUUCCUAUCAGCGAUCCUUGUUAACCCCCUUGAUGUCGCCAAGACGAGAUUACAAGCUCAGGCCGCUGGAGUUCCUUAUUCACAUUCAAGACAUCAAGUUAAUGGUUGUAUGGCUUCUCUUGGACCAGACACGAUGUUUUCAGACCUAAGAUGUUCUCCAUCAUGCACUCGUGCCGGAUAUUUUGGUGCUGAAAUGGCUUGCCCUCCUGAUUGUUUUCGGUACAAGGGAACACUUGAUGUCUUCUACAAAAUCAUUAGACAGGAAGGAUUUGCAAGGCUGUGGAGAGGCACUAAUGCAGGCUUAGCACUGGCUGUGCCAACUGUUGGGAUAUAUUUGCCAUGCUAUGACAUCUUCCGUAAUUGGAUCGAGGAAUUUACGACCAAGAAUUCUCCUAGCUUGACACCAUAUGUCCCCUUAGUGGCAGGAUCAGUUGCACGAUCCUUGGCUUGCAUUACCUGCUAUCCAAUUGAAUUAGCAAGAACCCGCAUGCAGGCAUUUAAAGAAACUCAAACUGGUGCAAAGCCUCCAGGAGUAUGGAAAACUCUACUUGGGGUCCUUUCACCUGUCAGGAGUGCAAAUAGUAACCUAAAUAACUUUCAAAGCUACCGCGUCUUAUGGACAGGUGUUGGAGCACAACUUGCCCGUGAUGUCCCCUUCUCUGCUAUUUGUUGGUCAACCCUUGAGCCAAUAAGGAGAAGAAUCCUUGGUUUGGUUGGUGAGGAUGCUAAUGCUGGGAGCAUCUUUGGGGCAAACUUCUCUGCUGGUUUUAUUGCUGGUAGUCUUGCUGCUGCUGCUACGUGUCCCUUGGAUGUUGUGAAAACUCGAAGACAAAUUGAGAAGGACCCAACAAGGGCAUUGAGGAUGACAACUAGGAAGACAUUGGUGGAGGUCUGGAGGGACGGGGGAAUUAAAGGACUUUUUACAGGUGCUGGCCCACGUGUUGGUCGUGCGGGUCCAUCAGUCGGGAUUGUUGUUUCCUUCUAUGAAGUAGUGAAGUAUGUUCUACCUCAAAGAAGUGCAUCUUCAUAAUGAAGUGGGAGAACUUUGCAGAUCUAGGAUUCCAGUCCAUACAUCAUACUUCGGUCAAGGAAAGAAGAAUUUGGCACAGAAGAAAUUCUUGCAAUCUCCUCAGUUUUGCCUUUGAAAUGGUAGAGUUAGAGGCGAAGAAAGCUUCCUCUGGAUCAUUUCUCGGGCUGAUGGCUGACGCUGGUAAUCUCUUUCUUCGUGGCCAAGUCGACCCAAUUUUGCCUCUAUUCACGUAAAAGUUUCGUCAAUAAUUCUGAAAUUUUGUUACAUUUAAGUCGAUUUUUUUUCUUUUUUCCGGUCGAGGUUGGGGUGGUUCGGUUCGGUGAUAUCUUUUCCGUCAUCUUUUGAGGCCAUUUCAUGUGGUUUGAUUACAAAUUGGCGGAUUCUUGACUGAUAUCCAACCCUUUGUUUUAGUUACAAAAAAAAGGACUGAUGUCUAACCCCUUUCUGUGAAUUUAUAUUUCUUUUUUUUUUCUUUCCCUUCCGAGUAGCACAACGCUACAGCCCCGAGCUAUCCGAGUUGUUUCUCAUGGUCGGUAGUUGAAGCCUUUGCGGGCUCACGAUCACCGAAAGAUUUGCUUUGAUUGAUCUCCGGUAAACCAUCUGCAACACUGAACAGGUAUAUGUUCCCCCGGGAAGAUAUUUUGACCGAUUUGUUAGAUAUUUUUCUCUGCUUCUUCCACCACUAAUAAUUGUUGUAGUCCGCGAGGACCUCUUCCGCAUUUUAUUUAUAGUAUAAGAAACAAUCCAAAAUUUUCGAUA
This is a messenger RNA of Nelumbo nucifera (sacred lotus), 2587 nucleotides long. RefSeq names its product mitochondrial carrier protein MTM1-like. Gene Ontology annotation, cellular component: mitochondrion. Lineage: Eukaryota; Viridiplantae; Streptophyta; Magnoliopsida; Proteales; Nelumbonaceae. Gene Ontology annotation, biological process: mitochondrial transmembrane transport. The record is from RefSeq and is a predicted model, not a curated record.